AUGAGGGGAAUGUGGGCGACUUUGCGACUGUUCCGUUGUGACCGCAAUUUUACGGCUCUCAACAGGGGCAAUGGCGUUUAUAAUAUCCAAAGCGUUGCUUCACGGGAUUGCGCACUUUGCCAUAGUCAACGCGCUGUGAAGCACCGUUCUUUAUCACCUGAUGAUCCCUUUGGUGAGAAAUCAGCAUCUGAUGAUCCUGUUGAUGGUUUCUAUGGAGCGUGGAGUAAUAUAAAUGUGGAUGCGUUCGCUAACGCUGCAGCCAGUGAGGAAGUGCGAAUGGCUCAUUUUGGCCCCGAGUGGUCUCGCUUUACGACGAUUGGUCGCCUGUCCGUAAAGAAAAUGAAUGAAAGCGGAUCAUCUGCCUCUUCCGGCUCUGAGGAUUGUGGAAUGGCGUCACAACAUCCCCUCGGCGCGGAGGAACUUCAUAUGCGGGAGCUGCGGGAGCGAAGGAAGGUGCUUGAGAGAAAUUAUUCCAGCUACGAUGAAUAUGUAGCCAAGGAGCUAGGUUUGAGUGAGGUAGAUGACUGCGACAACGCCUGUGGUCUCCAAAGUGAAGAUCCGGAAAUAGUGGCAGACGGGGAAGAGGCUGAGGACAAUGAUGAUGCUGAUGAAGAUGCAGACAAUGUGCCACUUCCGCAGUUCAUGCGUAGGAGUGGAUGCGAACAAGAAAACGACACCGGGGUUAACAUAUACUCCUCUGAUCAACAGCAGCAGCAGCAAAUGGGAGGCGUUCCGGCCAACACUGUAAAUGAAGGGCACGUUCCCCAGCGUCGCGGGACAUUGCACCCUCCUGAGCCACUCGCACAGGUCGUAUUCUGCCAGUUGGGCGAACCACACGGCGAUUCCGAGCUGCCACGUGAGGACCCAUUACACUGGGACACGGAAGAGGUCAUUUUGUGGAUAAGGAGGAUGGAAGCGGCACAAUGCGUUCUUUCAUCCGGAUCUCUUGCAUGUGAUUCAUUGGUUAUGGAAGAUCCCUCUAUGCAGGAAGCCUUUCGUAUGGCACGUAUAGAUGGGGAUUACUUAUUAAAGAACACUGUACCUGCUACGAUGUUUCAGGUGAUGCGCCGGUGGCAUCUUCGACGACACGAGAUUGUGCUCGCGGUUCUGAAGGAGCAACAAAGGAGGGGAAUUGACUCCCAUGAAAUCAAUACUUCCAUUUUUGACGACCCCAUUAUGAGGGGGAUUCUUGAUUCGGGUCGGGCCAAACUUGACGAAGUUGUUCUAAUGGUGACACCUAUGCUCGUACAGGAAACAAUAUGUCAGGGGUACCUCUACUGCCGUUGA
Trypanosoma brucei brucei TREU927 is the source of this 1287-nucleotide messenger RNA. RefSeq lists its product as hypothetical. The coding region runs from base 1 to 1287 and encodes 428 amino acids. The transcript has a single exon. The record is from RefSeq and is a predicted model, not a curated record. NCBI's taxonomy places the organism in Eukaryota, Euglenozoa, Kinetoplastea, Trypanosomatida, Trypanosomatidae.